AUGGCUCAUUGGGAACUGGCCGGCGAGAUAAUAAUAUCACACCGCCCAUCUCUUAUUAAUUUAUUGGCCCUGGACAGGCCGCGCGAAAAUGGCCCGAAGGCUAGGCUAGUCGUGAACAAACCACCUUGCGAGAGUGGAGUAUCAAAGGAGAGAAAUUGCAACUUAUGGCUUUUGAUGGUGAUAGGCGGCGUCCAAGUAGUGUACAACCAUGUCACGGGUACUGUUCAGCAUAGAAAAGGCGUAGACGAUCAUACCGGUGACGUGGAGGACAGGACCCUUACCUGCUCUGGAAUUCCGCUAGGAGGGAUUGCGGGGAGAGGUGAUGUUGCGUCUGGAAUAGGGUCAUGUAAUAUUUUGUCAAUGACAUAA
Molecule: messenger RNA, 369 nt
Organism: Histoplasma capsulatum G186AR
Lineage: Eukaryota; Fungi; Ascomycota; Eurotiomycetes; Onygenales; Ajellomycetaceae
Exons: 2
Coding region: 1-369 (122 amino acids)
Source: RefSeq, a predicted model, not a curated record